Stylophora pistillata is the source of this 520-nucleotide messenger RNA. RefSeq lists its product as uncharacterized. NCBI's taxonomy places the organism in Eukaryota, Metazoa, Cnidaria, Anthozoa, Scleractinia, Pocilloporidae. The record is from RefSeq and is a predicted model, not a curated record.
UCGUGGAAAUCUCACUUCCGCUUUUUUUCGCAGGAGAUAGCGUCGAAGAAGCGACGAUUAUUUUGAGGUGGGAGAGCAUAAAACCAAGACUACAGAGGAAUUAUAUUUUACAAUGGGAGGAAGUGAGUCAAAAAUUAACUAUGAAACAGUGGACAGAACGGAUCCCAGCGCGCGUUUGCAAGGCGAGAGGAUAGCUCAAGAAGAAAAUGAGCAGAGAAUGAGAGAUUUGCGUGACAAGAUGGAAAGAGACCGCGAGCUGGCAUUACGCGAUGCGAAGGCGCGUGCCUUGUGCGAAGACGAGGAACAAAGGGAGCUUUUAGAAAAACAACGACGUGAAAGAGAAGAAACUGAAAGUAGAUUAAAAGAGGAAGAAGCGUUCCUUAAACUCAAACAAGAACUGAUGAUGUACGACUUUCAGAUUUGUCCAAGGAUCAGGAAAGAAUCUUUCACGGAUUUGCAGGUGGCCGACAUUGAUCUGAUUCGCAUUGCUCUAAUUGGCCCUACAGGAUCUGGUAAAACU